AAGGUCAUUGUUGUUUUGUAGACUUUCUUUUAUCUUUGGCAGUCUGUCUUGCCAUUCCACCUGAGUUUUGUGUAGUCUCUAUUUGUUUCUCCUCCAAAUGGAAUUUUCCUUUCAAUAGUGCACGGACACACACUCAGGUGAUUUCCGCAUGAAUGACUAUGGGAGGAGGGUGGUCAAAGUUCCAGGUCCAAAGUCAACAAACAGCCACAGUCUUAAGAUGAAGGAUCCUAUCAGCACCUGCUCUUACAACGAACUUUAUCAAAAUGUGAAACGAUAUUCAAAAUCUGGGGAGUACUUCUGCAAAGAACUCAUGACAGUGUUUCAGCAAAGGGCUGAGCUGGAACUUACAUACGCCAAAGGACUACAAAAACUUGCAGGCAAGCUCAUAAGGACCUCCAAAGAAAUGUCAAAGAAUUCCACCUACAGUGCCUGGUGUCAUGUGUCAGAUGAGAUGUACUCAAGAGCAGACGCCCACAGAUCAUUAGGAAAUGUAUUUCAGCAGGAAGCAAUCCUGGAAAUACGACAAGUCCUCGACGAGCACAAUAAGAGGAAGAGGCCUCUUGACAACGCCAUUGACAGAAAUGGGAAACUUGUUACUGCUAAUUGGAGUGAGCAACUCAAGAUGAAGAAGAAAUUGGUUGGACUAACAAGAGAACAUGAGGCUCUGUUCAACUUUGUCGAGAACAACAAACACAUUUGCACUGAAAAAGAAAAGCAAAAGAUGCUGAACAGGCUGACUAAGUCAGCAGAGAUGCAGGCGCGGGUAGAUGAAGAGUACUUCAACAUCAACAUGGAGGGUCAUCAAAUGAGACUCAAGUGGGAAAACACGCUAAAAAACUGCUACCAGAUCAUACAGGAGCUGGAGAAACAGCGAAUUGAAGUCCUCUGCGACAUUUUGAACAGAUACAACCUCAACAUGUCCAGCUUUGGGCAGACCCUCAAUCACGGACAAAGACAGAUCGAACAGGCAGUCCAAAGGGUGGACAUGGACAAAGACAUACAAACCCUGUUGGAGGAAAAUAACAUCACAGAUGUGGACAGCAAAGCAGAGUUUUUAGUGGCUGAUUACUUUGAAGAGGACAGAAAAUCCCUGAUGGGCAAAAACAGAAGAAUGGAGGCCAUCAAACUCAAACUCCAGCGCCUGGAGGACACUAUCAGAAAAACACAGAAAGACCGUGAAGGAAUUGAAAAACUGAUCAAAACAUACACUGAAAAUCCAUCUUUUUCAAACCAAAAGAACCUGGAGGACACAGAGCAGCAGCUGGACGAGAGUACUCUAAAACUGGAUCUCCUGGAGGCCACACACUACAAACUCUCUUUAUCACUGUGUGAUUUAGAAGGGAAGCCCAGGUCCUUCCACCGAUUUAAAGACAGCAUAAUGAAAUGGAAAGAUAAGGACUGUGAGCACAGCGUUGUUCAACUGUCUCGCCCGGUCAAACUCAGGAGGACGCCGCUCAGAUCCAGACAGUCGCUGAGAGCUUCAAUCAUUUACAAAGGACCCGCUCAGUUUGUGACACAACAGUCAGCGGAAGCCUUACCAAGUGCCACUGUGCAAGUCACUUCUACGACACAUGAAGCAGCAGCUGUGGAGUGUGACAGCACUGUUAACGGAGACCUUCCCCACACUCAUGACAAAGAACAAGGUCAAACACCACCAGAGAUGGUGAGUUUAGGAAAAUGCAAGGCCCUGUACGAUUUCACACCUGAACAUGACGAUGAAUUGGUGUUAAAAGAAGGAGAUCUACUAGACAUUUAUGGAAAGGAAGAGAAUGGCUGGUGGUUUGGCAAACUAAAUGGGGAGACGGGACAUUUCCCAUCGACGUAUGUUGAAGAGCUGCCUUUAUUGAGCAGCAUCAAAUCCUCUGACGCCUGAUCGAGUCAUCAACUACGAAAAUAUCUAAUCAUCCAGGAUCAAAAGCACCAGCUUCUGCAGCAAAACUUCCUUGGAAUCAACUUAAACAGAAGAAAUACUCGUGUUUCACUGAUAAAUUACAUGUAUUACACAUCCAUCUGCCCACAUACUGGAUUAAAUCACUGCACAUGCUUAAGUUA
Molecule: messenger RNA, 2052 nt
Organism: Labrus mixtus (cuckoo wrasse)
Lineage: Eukaryota; Metazoa; Chordata; Actinopteri; Labriformes; Labridae
Gene: nostrin
Product: nitric oxide synthase trafficking
Exons: 16
Coding region: 149-1873 (574 amino acids)
Biological process (GO): signal transduction
Cellular component (GO): plasma membrane; cytoplasm
Molecular function (GO): protein binding
Source: RefSeq, a predicted model, not a curated record